Aspergillus alliaceus is the source of this 2338-nucleotide messenger RNA. RefSeq lists its product as uncharacterized. Bases 299 to 2338 code for a protein of 679 amino acids. The record is from RefSeq and is a predicted model, not a curated record. Gene Ontology annotation, molecular function: lipid binding. The transcript has a single exon. NCBI's taxonomy places the organism in Eukaryota, Fungi, Ascomycota, Eurotiomycetes, Eurotiales, Aspergillaceae.
CGCUGGUGUUUUCUGCCUGAUGCAAGAGGUUCUUACUUUUCAAGUCCGCUCUCCAUGUCACAUCAACCGUGCAAUUGCGAAUACCCCUGUUGCUUAAUACCCGCUCAACAGCUUGACCGCAGCUGAGCCAUCGAUAAGACAGCUUACCCGCCGAACCGACAGCACAACGCCUACAAUCAAACCCUCCUCACACCAAUCAACCCAACUACAAAGUAAACGGCGAACGUGGAUACUAUAUACUCCUGCAAAUUCCAAAUUCUAUCCUAAACUAAAUCACCAUCCUCCCAAAUCGAACCUUAUGGCUUCCCUCCAAGAAGCCCUCGAAUCCCUCGCCCCAAUAACCUGGGACGAAGUGCCCUCCAACCCUUCCGACAUCCGCACCUACAUCGCCGACCUCUCCACGAAAGCCCACCUGAUCGUCAACUCAGUCCCAGAACCACCUUUACCAACAGCCUCCUCCUCCUCCCCCUCCUCCCGCCAAAUCCGACCCUCUCCAGCCCGCCUCAACACCCUAGACCCAGACCUCCAAGCCCUCCAACAGCAAUGGAGCAAACCCAUCAAGAUCUCCAGCACAAGAGACAACCCCCUCGACAUCCUCAUCCACAAGCUCCCCGGCGCCGACGGAAAGGGCCACUGGUUCGGCCGCCGCAGCGUGCAUGAGGGCCUCCCGUUCUCCAAGUGGCAGGAGAAGCUCUCGAGCGAGAUGACAGAGACGCUGAAAGCGAAUCGGGAACGCAUGAAGCAGGGCCAGAUGCCCGACCAGUCAGUGAGGGGGAUCGGGGCCGAGAAGCAGGUUGAGAUGGUUGAGGUGAAGGAUGAGAGCGAGGAGAAGGUGCUGGCCCAUGUGAAUGUGUUUCAUGUUUCAGCGCAGUUUCCGAAGCCGACUACGCCGAGGGAUUUUGUUUCAUUGAUUGUUAGUUGGGAGGUGGGUGUUACGGAGGGGAAUGGGGGAAGGUGGUGGAUGAUGGUUUCGAAGCCGGUUGAGCAUGCUGAUGCGCCGCCUUGUCCGGGGUAUAUUCGGGGACAGUAUGAAUCUGUUGAGUUUAUUAGGGAGAUUCCUGUGAAGGGGGGCGGUGAGAAAAGUGCGGGUUCAGGAUCUGCGAAUGGAGAAAUGGAGACGGGGACGGGUGGGAAGGAUGAGGGGAGUGGUGAGGAGGCUAAUGCGGUGGAGUGGAUUAUGGUGACGAGGAGUGAUCCUGGAGGUAAUAUUCCUCGGUGGAUGGUUGAGAAGGGCACGCCUAAGAGUAUUUGCACGGAUGCGGUCAAAUUUGUUGAUUGGGCUAGUAGUGACCCUAAUACAUCUGCUGAGCCAGACAUGGAUGAUAUACGUCAACAGAGAAGAAGUAGCCAACACACUGCUGGAGUGCAGGAAGCUGAGAAUGGUGAUAUCAGCGACUCUGAUGUAUCGUACGCAGAGGUGGAGCACCAUGGUCUCAUUGCCAGCUUUGCCUAUCUGCUUAAUGCUGGGUUGGAACGAUAUGCCCCUCAGGCUGUGCUUGACUAUUUACCAGGCUACUCGCGCUAUCCAUCUGAGGAUAUGUCCGAUGCUUCUUCGGAGCAAGGAUACGGAACCCCCAGGUCUAGUGGAGAUUCCCCAGCGCAAGAGAGAAAGAAAGACAACGAUGAUGCGAGAUCCCAGAUUUCUCAAGACAAGGCAUCUUCGAUAAACUCCUGCCUUGCUACUCCCCUAGAAGCUGGAAGCAACAACAUUACACCGGCGGAAUUGAUGAGGAUAGAGAAGAAGGACGGCAAACUGACCUCACACGAGAAACAACUCGCCAAAUUGGCCCAGCGUAAGCGCGAUGUCGAAGCUCAUCUAGACAGGGUACGAGAAGAUAUCAGAUCUCUCCAUUUACCGACCCGCGAGGAAGGAGCCAAGAGAGACAAAGCAUCUGCAGCAGCUCUAGCUACCGCCGAUACUAGCAGUGAUCAAGUGAGCACCAGUGCUGCCAGCAGUAACCAACGACCAAGCCCUGUGAGCCGUUUAUCCAAUACCAACCUUGCUCAUCCCACAAAUGCCCGUGAAACAGCGAAGAUGCACAAAGUCGCAUCGGGCUUGUUCCACGAGGAGUCCAAACUUCUCAAGCAGCUGGGAAAGAUCGAGAAGCACCAGCUCAAGGAGGCCUCCAAGAUUGAAACACAUCAACGAAAGCAAGCAGACCGAGAGGAGAAAACGCGGUCUCGAACGGAAAUCGAUAUAUUGCGCAAUGAGAAUGAGCACCUGAGAAAGGAGCUCGAGCGACUUAGAGGUGAGAGACGACAAUGGCUCGACUUGAUUGCUUCCUUGCAGACGGAAAAUACAAACUUAGCAGCGGCAGCUGGAAAGGCGGAAAAGUGA